This is a messenger RNA of Cariama cristata (Red-legged seriema), 1855 nucleotides long. It is a transcript of the gene TMC7, whose product is annotated as transmembrane channel-like 7. The annotation marks the transcript as partial. The record is from RefSeq and is a predicted model, not a curated record. NCBI's taxonomy places the organism in Eukaryota, Metazoa, Chordata, Aves, Cariamiformes, Cariamidae. Gene Ontology annotation, cellular component: plasma membrane. The transcript is spliced from 15 exons. Gene Ontology annotation, molecular function: mechanosensitive monoatomic ion channel activity.
GGACUGUCAGCAGGCUGAUACAAAAUAUUUAUCUGGAUGGAAGCAGUGGAAAAGAACUAGCCGUAAAUCAUUGAAAAAAGUUCUCAAUGAAUUCAAGGAGUUGUCAUCUUACCUGGAGCUUUGGCGACAUGAUAUUCACAGCAUAGAAGGGAAAUUUGGUACUGGCAUCCAGUCCUACUUCUCCUUCCUGCGUUUUCUGGUCAUGCUGAAUUUUAUAAUUUUUAUCUUGAUGUUCAGUUUUGUUACCUUUCCCAGCAUCAUUUCUAAAUAUGGAAUAUUCAACAGUAGCUAUGCUAAAAUUCCUCCAAAGAACAUAGAACUUCACUGCACAGUUUAUAAACCUGGUGGUAAUAAGGGACUUGUUUAUUUCUAUACUUACCUCAAAGAUUUGCUGAGUGGCACUGGCUUCCUUGAAGUGACAAGUUUGUUUUAUGGCUAUUACACAAUAGAUGCUGUAUGGCUUAGUAUCACGAGGUACAACUUGCCACUAGCCUAUCUGCUGGCUACGUUUGCCUACCUUGCAUUAAGUCUCAUCUGGAUAAUUGGAAGGUCUGUGGAAGGAUUUAAGCAGAACUUGGUGCAUGGUGAAGAUCAAUUUCAGAGUUACUGUAACAAAGUCUUUGCAGGCUGGGACUUCUGCAUUACCGAUCCAAAUGCAGCACGGCUAAAACAUCACAGCUUGCAAUAUGAGCUCCAAACAGACUUGGAGGAAGAAAGACUGAAGCAAAAAAUAGCGGACAGGACAAUGAAAGAAAAGCUACGCAUCUACUCUCUGAGAAUAUUUAUAAAUAUAAUCGUCAUUGCAGUUUUAUCAGGAUGUUUUUACUCUAUUUAUAGAGCUACUGUCUUCUCUCAAGAAAACUCCAAUAAAGGCGUCAGCAAUAUGAACUUGCAGGCUAAUCUCUUAGUGCAGUAUUUGCCUUCCAUUGUGAUCACAUUGGCCAACUUCAUUGCUCCUCAGAUCUUCUCAUUUCUGAUCAGAUUUGAAGAUUAUUCACCAGCCUUUGAAAUCAGACUGACACUCAUGAGGUGUGUCUUUGUGCGUUUGGCCAAUAUCGGUGUUCUCCUGUUCUCGCUGUGGAGUCAGAUCUCCUACUGUGCCACCAAGGAGUGUGUGGCCUGUGGAUACAAUUACGAACUCUAUCCUUGCUGGGAAUCUGAUGUUGGGCAAGAAAUGUAUAAACUGAUGAUAUUUGAUUUUAUUAUAAUUCUUGCUGUGACCCUCUUUAUAGAUUUUCCUAGAAAGUUGUUAGUUACUCAUUGCUCUUGCAAGCCAGUUCAGUGGUGCGGAUUGCAGGAAUUUGGAAUUUCUGACAACGUCCUGGAAAUCAUUUAUGGGCAGACUAUCUGCUGGAUUGGAACCUUCUUUUCACCACUUCUCCCUGCAAUAGCAGCUAUAAAAUACUUCAUCAUCUUUUACAUUAAAAAGAUCAGUUUGAUGCACACAUGUAAACCUGCAGCUAGGCCUAUCAGAGCAUCAAGUUCCAAUUUUUUCUUCUUGUUGGUACUGUUGAUUGGGCUCGUCUUGGCUUUUAUUCCUUUGGGAAUCAGCAUAGCACAUAUCCCCUCCUCCAAGGCAUGCGGGCCGUUCAGAAAUUUUAACACUUCAUGGGCAGUUGUUCCACAUACAAUACUUGGGUUUCCAACAGGUCUGCAGCAGGUUCUUCAUGGCAUAGCAUCAGAAGCCUUUGCAGUGCCUUUUUUUAUGGUCAUCUGCCUCAUUAUGUUCUACUUUAUUGCCUUGGCUGGAGCACACAAACGAGUGGUUGAGCAGCUGAGGGAACAACUGGUUAUGGAGAGUCGUGACAAGUUGUUCUUAAUCAGAAAGAUAACAGAAGCGCAGGGGCAUCCUUGA